Molecule: messenger RNA, 720 nt
Organism: Aspergillus aculeatinus CBS 121060
Lineage: Eukaryota; Fungi; Ascomycota; Eurotiomycetes; Eurotiales; Aspergillaceae
Exons: 1
Coding region: 1-720 (239 amino acids)
Source: RefSeq, a predicted model, not a curated record
AUGCCUUUGCACGGUAGAUACCGCAACCUCGAUGUACAACCAGAUGAGACAAUGCCUUUCGAGGCAUUUCAUCUCGACUUGCUGGCCGUUGACAUGCAGCGGUUGUUCCUGCAGUUGCUGCAUGAGCGGGCGAAAAACCCGAAAGACCGAGUCUUCGAGUUGGAAGAUCAGGAUGUGCCCCAGUUUCUCCAUUUCUGCUCGGAGGUCGUGGACGUCAUCCACGACUUAGAAGAGGACUGGCUUAUAGCUGAGAUCCGGGAGAUGCUCGAGCAUGUCUGCCUCACGUGGGCCUAUAUGCGUGGUUCCCUCGACCGAGCGAGGAGAGCUGGGCUCCGGCGACUGAACGAUUCGCGCCGGGGGCUCCACACCUACGACCGGGCCUGGGCCAGAGGCAUUGUCAAAGAGCUGGCGCGGGUGACCAGCUGCAGCGCGCAUGCCGCCAUUGAAGCCUUGGUACGCGCCGCCCUGAAGCCCGAAGAUGUCGCACGGCUGCACGUAGAAAAACGACCCAUCCCCCGGCGGACCGAGGAGACCGAGUGCACGAUCUGCGGCGGAAAGCUGGGGAAGAAGCCCGUCUGGUGUAAGGCGCAGUGUGGCCAUAGUUUCUGUUUCCACUGCAUUGAUUCGUGGCAUGAGGAACUCUACGAAAGAGACUCCAUGGCCAACUGCCCUUACUGCAGACAACCGUGGCCGCAUUCUCUAUCCUCUUACCGCACGUAG